CGGAAUGUUCAACUCCUGACUCCGGCGGAAGCGUGGGAGCCGCGCGGGCCGCCGUCCCCGACCCCGUCCCCGACUCCUGCCGCCCUGGUCGCUCGGGGCUUCCGCGCCCCGCCUGCAGCUCGCGCCUUGUCCGGGAGCCAGAUCGUGUGGAAGGGCAAUCCUUGUCAUUAUGAGAUGUCGUCUCUCGGUGCCUCCUUUGUGCAAAUUAAAUUUGAUGACUUGCAGUUUUUUGAAAACUGCGGUGGAGGGAGUUUUGGGAGUGUUUAUCGAGCCAAAUGGAUAUCGCAGGACAAGGAGGUGGCUGUAAAGAAGCUACUCAAAAUAGAGAAAGAGGCGGAAAUACUGAGUGUCCUCAGUCACAGAAACAUCAUCCAGUUUUAUGGAGUAAUUCUUGAACCUCCCAACUAUGGCAUCGUCACAGAAUAUGCUUCUCUGGGGUCGCUGUAUGAUUACAUCAACAGUAACAGAAGUGAGGAGAUGGACAUGGAUCACAUCAUGACGUGGGCCACCGACGUAGCCAAAGGAAUGCACUACUUACACAUGGAGGCUCCUGUCAAGGUGAUUCACAGGGAUCUCAAGUCAAGAAAUGUUGUUAUAGCUGCUGAUGGAGUAUUGAAGAUCUGUGACUUUGGUGCCUCACGGUUUCAUAACCAUACAACACACAUGUCCUUGGUUGGAACUUUCCCUUGGAUGGCUCCAGAGGUUAUCCAGAGUCUCCCUGUGUCUGAAACCUGUGACACAUAUUCCUAUGGUGUGGUUCUCUGGGAGAUGCUAACAAGAGAGGUCCCCUUUAAAGGUUUGGAAGGAUUACAAGUAGCUUGGCUUGUAGUGGAAAAAAACGAGAGGCUGACCAUUCCAAGCAGCUGCCCCAGAAGUUUUGCUGAACUGUUACACCAGUGUUGGGAAGCUGAUGCCAAGAAAAGACCAUCAUUCAAGCAAAUCAUUUUGAUUUUGGAGUCCAUGUCAAAUGACACGAACCUUCCCGACCAGUGUAACUCAUUCCUGCACAACAAGGCAGAAUGGAGGUGUGAAAUUGAGGCAACCCUUGAGAGGCUAAAGAAACUGGAGCGUGAUCUCAGCUUUAAAGAGCAGGAGCUCAAAGAGCGAGAAAGGCGGUUAAAGAUGUGGGAGCAGAAACUGACAGAGCAGUCCAACACCCCGCUGCUGCCUUCCUUUGAGAUUGGUGCAUGGACUGAAGACGACGUGUAUUUUUGGGUUCAGCAACUCGUCAGACAAGGUGACUCUUCGGUGGAGAUGAGUGCCUAUGCCAGCUUGUUCAAAGAAAACAACAUCACAGGCAAGCGGCUGCUGCUUCUGGAUGAAGAGGACUUGAAAGACAUGGGCAUUGUCUCCAAAGGACAUAUUAUCCAUUUUAAGUCAGCCAUUGAGAAACUGACCCACGAUUACCUGAACUUGUUUCACUUCCCGCCUCUAAUUAAGGACUCUGGGGGUGAACCUGAAGAAAAUGAGGAAAAAAUAGUGAACCUUGAACUUGUUUUUGGUUUUCACUUGAAACCAGGAACUGGCCCACAGGACUGUAAGUGGAAAAUGUAUAUGGAGAUGGAUGGGGAUGAAAUUGCAAUAACCUACAUAAAAGAUGUGACAUUCAACACUAACCUACCUGAUGCAGAGAUUUUAAAGAUGACAAAGCCACCAUUUGUGAUGGAGAAGUGGAUUGUAGGAAUAAUGGAAGAUCAGACUGUAGAGUGUAUGGUGACUUAUGAGAGUGAUGUCAGAACUCCCAAAAGCACUAAACAUGUCCAUUCAAUUCAGUGGAGUAGAACCAAACCCCAGGAUGAAGUGAAAGCAGUCCAGCUUGCCAUUCAGACAUUAUUCCCCAAUUCUGAGGGUAACCCUGGCAGCAGGUCUGACUCGUGUGCUGACUGCCAGUGGUUAGACACACUGCGAUUGCGGCAGAUUGCCUCCAACACAUCCUUGCAGCGUUCCCAGAGCAAUCCCAUCCUGGGGUCACCUUUCUUCCCAUAUUUUACUGACCAGGGCUCCUAUGCUGCUGCAGUGAGGCGGACCCAGGUGCCCAUUAAGUAUCAACAGAUCACACCUAUCAACCAAUCCAGAAGCUCCUCUCCCACUCAGUACGGGCUGACCAAAAACUUCUCCUCACUGCAGCUCAACUCCAGGGACAGUGGCUUUUCCAGUCUCAACACUGACAGCUUCUCAGAGAGAGGUCGCUACUCAGACCGAAGCAGGAACAAGUAUGGUCGGGGUAGUGUAUCACUUAAUUCCUCCCCGAGAGGGAGAUAUGAUGGGAAAAGUCAGCAUUCCACUCCAUCAAGAGAAAGAUAUUCUGGAAAGUACUACAGGAUGUCUCAACCAGCAAUCAGUACUCACCAGUCACCUAACUUAAAGAGAAGCCCUAAUGACCACCACUUACCUAAGACCAUCCCAGGGAUGCCUUUGCACCCAGAGCCUGUCUCUCGACCCAGUGAGGAGGAGAGCAAAGUGAGUGAGGGAGGAUGGACUAAAGUAGAAUACAGGAAGAAGCCCCACAGGCCCUCUCCUGCCAAAACCAGCAAAGAAAGAGCCAGAGGAAACUUCCAAGGGCGAAGGAACUUUUGAUGUCUUGAACUAGAUGUGUUUUUCUUUUGUUCAUGCAGUGGAUUUUGACAACAGGAUAUCUUCAGAUUCAAUUAACAAAAAAGACAAUUCUUCCAAUGUGGAGACUGGGAAAUCCUUUCGAAUUGAGACUGCAGCCGAACCCGGACCACAAUUAUGGUUGUUGGUUGCCUUAGUGGUAAUAACUAGACUUGCGAACAGUGUUCCAUACUGCCAUCCAUGAAUUUAUGCUGUGGAAGGUAGGGCUCUGCCCAUCUUGUUACCCUGAGCACUGGUGUUCUGCUUAGCAGGGCUGGGACUGGGGUAAGGCAAGUGAGGUCUAUGAGAAACCAAAGAUAAAGACAAGAUCAGUAUUAAUGAUUUCUUUUUCCUUUUGGCUAAGACUCUUGUGUGGCCUAGCAAGGUGCUGUUAUUGAUCUUGUCUUAAAAUCUUGGUAUUUCAGUCAUCCUCAUGAAGUUUUUGCAUUGGUUUUAUUUUUUUAAGAUUGCAUUAAAAUAUCAUUUAUGUUGAUUGUUGGGUUUUUUUUAAUGCCUUCAUAAAUUUUGUGCCCAAGCAAAUGCCUUCUCAUCUUGUCCUCAUCUCUGCCCUGCUAGGUAGUAUUUAUUUGGUAAGGUAUUUGUGUUUUUAUCAUGGAACUGA
This is a messenger RNA of Dipodomys ordii (Ord's kangaroo rat), 3214 nucleotides long. RefSeq names its product mitogen-activated protein kinase kinase kinase MLT (gene Map3k20). The coding region runs from base 175 to 2577 and encodes 800 amino acids. Gene Ontology annotation, biological process: protein phosphorylation. Gene Ontology annotation, molecular function: protein binding; ATP binding; protein kinase activity. Lineage: Eukaryota; Metazoa; Chordata; Mammalia; Rodentia; Heteromyidae. The transcript has 20 exons. The record is from RefSeq and is a predicted model, not a curated record. Gene Ontology annotation, cellular component: cytoplasm.